Messenger RNA from Gongylonema pulchrum, 912 nucleotides. The record is from the annotation of a GenBank genome assembly. Lineage: Eukaryota; Metazoa; Nematoda; Chromadorea; Rhabditida; Gongylonematidae.
AUGGAAUACAAAUUUCAACCAAAUGUGGGCCAUCCUGGGGAACUUUACCAACCGAUCCAGCCUUUACAAGAAACAGUUAUCGAUGCUGAUCAAAGCGUUCCCGUUGCUGAUCUCAGUGCCUUGCAUUUGAGCAAUCAGACUCAAGAUGCUACCGAUCCUGCUCAAAAUGAUGACUCGGUGUUCUCCCCGAUCAAACCGUCGACAUUUUAUACGAAUGCCGCACCAAAUGGUCAAUUAUAUUAUCAAGGGACCCCCAAAAUGCCGGACAGUUACGGCACAGGUGGCCAGUUUUAUUCCAGCUUCUUCUUCCAGACAUGGCCUUAUCCGAGCGCUGCAGCGAAUUCUUCAGUUACGGCGACAAUUGCCGGCGCUUCGCCCUGCUCCUCCAAUACCACUGAACUGAGCUUCACACAGCCGACCACUGUUAUUACUGAUCCAGCCACUCAGAUGCUUGUCGCACAGAAUCAAACAACAACACAAAACUUUUUUUCUCCGAACUAUCCUGCUUAUUCGACCACAGACUACUAUAAUUCAUUGCAUGGUGCGAAUUUACUGGCAGCCCAAAGUCGACUGACUGUUCCUACAACAGCUUGCUCUUCAUCUGGCUCUGCCUCAUCUAGAACAUCCGGUGGUGCUGCAGCUGCAGUUCGUGCCAAAUCCAGAAAUGCUACGUCAGAAAGACGGGAAUGUGUGAACUGUGGCGUCGUACAGACCCCCUUAUGGCGAAGAGAUGGUGCUGGCCAUUACCUUUGCAAUGCAUGUGGUCUGUACCAUAAGAUGAACGGGCAAAGUCGUCCACUUGUGAAACCCAAGAAGAGACAGGUAAAUUAUUUUUUACAACAAUUUCCAUGGAUUUCACUUUUUUUUAUUUACAAAUCGCCACUUAUUCUUGAAACUGUGUUUUGUUGUUAA